AAGCGUGGGCAGCGCCGCACACCAGCCCUGCCAGCCCGCGCCGGCCCUCUCCUUGAUGCAGAGCCCACGGCUAAAAGCCCCUGGUCUUUGGACCCCACUGGACGCCUCCGCUGCGCCCAGCUCCGCCCCGCCCCGCCCCUCCGCCGCUCUCAGCUGCCUACCCCGCCCUCUGCGCACUGUGCGCUCGGCUGUUUUCGCGCCCGGCGCUCGGCGGCGCUCGGCUGUCUCCGGCCGCUCACUCGGCGCUCGGGUCCGCGGCCGCUGCGGUGCUGGGCAUUUCUCCGCAGCUCGGCUUGCGGCCGCGCCCGCCGCUGCCUGGCCCCGCGCCCAUGCAGGCCAUCAAGUGCGUGGUGGUUGGUGACGGUGCUGUCGGGAAGACAUGCCUACUGAUCAGCUAUACGACCAACGCCUUCCCUGGAGAAUACAUCCCCACUGUUUUUGACAACUAUUCAGCCAACGUGAUGGUGGACGGGAAGCCUGUCAACCUGGGGCUAUGGGACACUGCUGGGCAGGAGGACUAUGACCGGCUGCGGCCACUCUCCUAUCCCCAAACUGAUGUCUUUCUGAUCUGUUUCUCCUUGGUGAGCCCGGCUUCCUUUGAGAAUGUUCGUGCCAAGUGGUACCCAGAGGUACGGCACCACUGCCCCCACACGCCAAUCCUGUUAGUGGGCACCAAGCUUGACCUUCGUGAUGACAAGGACACCAUCGAGCGGCUGCGGGACAAGAAGCUGGCACCUAUCACCUACCCACAGGGCUUGGCCAUGGCCCGAGAGAUUGGUGAGCUCUGUCAAAUACCUGGAGUGCUCGGCCCUGACCCAGCGGGGCCUGAAAACAGUAUUCGAUGAGGCCAUCCGGGCAGUGCUCUGCCCACCUCCUGUGAAAAAGCCAGGCAAGAAGUGCACAGUCUUCUAGAGCCUAGAGCCCCUGCCCCUGGGCCAGCCUGGUGGAGGAGCAGCCCCUGGUCCGAAUGUGCUGUCGUGUCAAGCUGUCUGGUGUCUGAGUCUGCUGUGGGGAGUGACGGGGGGAAGGGAAGCAUGGGGACAAGGCUGGGGUGAUGGGGUCCUGUCCCCUCUGCCUCCUCUUUCUGGGGUGCAGCUUCAGCCUUCCCUGGCCCCCAUGGGAGGCUGGGAGGGAGCAGGGUCUCCCUCAGGGCUGCAGGGACAGGUCCAGGGCAGCCCCAGGACGGGCUUCCCUGAUGGGGAGGGUGGGGGGGGAUCUGUCUAUUGGGUUCAUGGAAGGGGCAGCCCCUUCUUAUUUUAUACAAUAAACAUUCUUCACCAACGUCUCCUGCCUCUCAUUACCCUCUACCUAGGUUUGGGAGUGCAGAAGGCCUCAGUGUAUGAGUUCCUAGAGGACUCUGAGCUUGGCACCCUACCCCCAAGGAAGAGAGGCUGCCACCACCCAAGACACCAGGUCAAAACGGGACAGGUGCCUGGCAUACCUUCAGGUGCUGGCAGGUGCAGUGCUGCCCUGAGAUCUGGGAGACACACUGGAGUGUGCUGGCUGCACUGUCCAGCAGCUCCCCACAAUACCCCCUACCUCCUGUGUUUGUUUUUGUUUUGAGACAGGGUCUCACUAUGUAGUUAAGGCUGGCCUUGAACUCAUGGCAGUCCUCCUGUCUCAGCCUCCUGAGUGCUGGAAUUACAGGCUUACGCCACCAUAGCUGGCCUCCUUUGGUUGGUAUUAAAGACAUCAGGCAGAGGGGCCAAGGCAGACAGAGGCACAGAAAUGGUGGUGUGUGCUGGCUAUAGCACCCAGGCCUGCCAGCCUGGGUUACAUACAGACUUCAAGUUCAGCCUGAACAAAUACAGUGAAGCUCUUGUCUCAGGAAAUAAAAAAAAGUAGACAUAUAACACCUUAA
Molecule: messenger RNA, 1861 nt
Organism: Cavia porcellus (domestic guinea pig)
Lineage: Eukaryota; Metazoa; Chordata; Mammalia; Rodentia; Caviidae
Gene: Rac3
Product: Rac family small GTPase 3
Exons: 6
Coding region: 330-845 (171 amino acids)
Biological process (GO): cortical cytoskeleton organization; engulfment of apoptotic cell; small GTPase-mediated signal transduction
Cellular component (GO): cytoplasmic vesicle; cytoskeleton; neuron projection
Molecular function (GO): protein kinase binding; GTPase activity; GTP binding
Source: RefSeq, a predicted model, not a curated record